Rhizopus microsporus ATCC 52813 is the source of this 714-nucleotide messenger RNA. RefSeq lists its product as uncharacterized. The transcript has 3 exons. Bases 1 to 714 code for a protein of 237 amino acids. Lineage: Eukaryota; Fungi; Mucoromycota; Mucoromycetes; Mucorales; Rhizopodaceae. The record is from RefSeq and is a predicted model, not a curated record.
AUGAAUAAUGCUUCGAACCAUGUCCCUGCAAUGAUUGAUCCCAUAAUUAUAAAAAGAGAAAACACACUCUCUUUGGGCUAUCUUAAAGAGCAAGGUCAAACGAAAACACAUCGUUGGGCAAUUCCAGCGAUCAACGAAGCUUUACUACAUGUUUGGCGCCUUCAUUGGAACCUAAUCAAGCACUUGAGAUCGAACGACAACAAGAAUGGAGGAGAGGGUGUGUCCUCUUUCCUGCACCACCGCAUCCCAGGAGCGAAGGACAUCAAGACGAUCAACUCAGCCGAAGGAAGAUCCCUCUAUACGAAUGGAAGGCCCCAGAAAAAUGUUCAAGACAAUAGAGUACCUUUGAUGGAGACGGACGAUAGACACCUUUGCUAUGCGCCAGAACUACCAGGUAAAUGCUUUUUGAAGUUGAUUACGAGAUCCAGGAGCAGCAGCUACAGAUUCAUUCAUUCAAGUUUGGCCAAAAAAGGCACUAUAUUUUCACCCGCUCUGGAAGUUGAUUCUGAAAACAAUAUGGGUUUUCAAGGAACAAAACAGUACUAUACCGCUGUGGACACCACAGUAUUGGUAUCCUUUGAUCUUACAUAUGGUGCACUUGCCGCUAAAUAUAGUGCGCAUGAGCAAGUAUUUGUCGUUGGCCGCUGGGAAGUUAUCCAGCAUGACCAUGUAGAUUUGAGCAUCGACUUGGGCAUCUCUUCCUUUCUGAGCUAA